ACACCGUCUGUUCCAUCUUCCUCCUCGACAUGUACUAUGAUGUUUUUCAAAAAUACAAAAACAAUGGCGAAACAAGCAACACCAGAGCAACCCUCGUCAUCGAGUGAUCCCAAGUACAAGGGUGUACGGAAGAGAAAAUGGGGGAAGUGGGUGUCUGAAAUCAGGCUACCAAACAGCCGUGAGAGAAUUUGGUUAGGAUCAUUUGAUACAGCAGAAAAGGCAGCGCGUGCUUUCGACGCUGCCUUGUAUUGCUUACGAGGGCGAGAAGCAAAGUUCAACUUCCCUGAUAAUCCACCAGAUAUACCCGGUGGGCGAUCACUUAAUCCACAAGAAAUCCAGGUGGUUGCAUCGAGAUAUGCGAAUGAAAACUCAAGUUCCCCGUCGACGACAACAACAAUGAUGGAAUCAUCAUCAUCAUCACGGCAAGUGAUGGAAUCUUCGUCAUCAGACGGAGCAGCACAGGUGGACUGGUCGUCAAUUCUGAAUGAGUUGGAUUAUAAUGAAAAUGCUCCAGAGUACGGACUUUAUCCUGGAAUGGACAAUGAGUAUUAUCCACCACUGCCACUACCAUCUGUUCUUGAUCAUGAUCGUAAUGUGAAUGAUGAUGAUGAUCAAAAUGGGGAUGAUGUUUAUCCCCUCUGGAACUUUUCAAGCUUUUAGAAUCCGAAGGACUUCAUCAGGUGUUCGACAAAAUUUCGCUGCCGAAAAACUGAUUUUUUUAUCCUUCUAAUUUAUUACAAAAAAUAUAGAGUACUGUAUAUUUUUUUAGGGGAAAAUAAUAAUAAUGGGAGGCAUUUAUCCAAUAUAUCUGUAAAAUUUUUUUUCGUCAAUUUUACUUUUCAAAAUUCAAGAUAAAUAUUAUUAUUAUUAUUUUUUGCUAAAAUAAAAAUAAUUUAUUGGGGAGUUGGAAUAGAAGAGUGAGGUGCAGCAAGGGAGAAACUACCAGGUGAUGUAGGGAGGCAGAUGAACAUUGAACGUGGACUAAUCCCCCACGUGAAACACAAUUUUAGAGUAUAAUAAUUAUAUAUAACCAUUUAAUAGUAUCAAAAUAUGUUUGUUCAAAAAAAAAUAG
Messenger RNA from Manihot esculenta (cassava), 1072 nucleotides. Its product is annotated as ethylene-responsive transcription factor ERF017. The transcript has a single exon. Gene Ontology annotation, biological process: regulation of DNA-templated transcription. The record is from RefSeq and is a predicted model, not a curated record. Gene Ontology annotation, molecular function: DNA-binding transcription factor activity; DNA binding. Lineage: Eukaryota; Viridiplantae; Streptophyta; Magnoliopsida; Malpighiales; Euphorbiaceae. Bases 37 to 660 code for a protein of 207 amino acids.